Messenger RNA from Moesziomyces aphidis, 1758 nucleotides. Lineage: Eukaryota; Fungi; Basidiomycota; Ustilaginomycetes; Ustilaginales; Ustilaginaceae. The record is from the annotation of a GenBank genome assembly.
AUGGACCCUGAAGAAGAUGCGAGCGCUGGAGCCGCCUUGCACCUCGGCAAAGCAAAAGGCAAGAUGGACUUUGACCCUGCCAACCGCGACGUGCCCACGCCUCGGUACGAACUCGAGUCUGGAUCGGAGGACGAGCUGGAGGCCGAGACAAGCAGGCGCGGUGCGCAAGAGUCUCUGCGGCUGCUCAGGGCCGAUGGAUCCGAUGCAGCGGGCGCGCUCGAAUCCGGCUCAAAGCUGGUGAUCCUCGUCGCAGGUGCAGGGAUGGCACUGCUUGGCUCGCUGGGAGCAAGUGCGCCGGCCCAGCAGUACACGCUGCAGGCUGGCGGCGAGCAACAUGCUGGCGUUGGUGUGGUCGACUCGACGGCUGGCGACAAGCUUACCGUGGCCGUGGUUGCUCCUCCGCCGUCGACGCACUCGUCGCGCUUCCACGGCAUGGCGAGGACACUGCUGGAAGCGACGAAGCCAUCCAGCGUGGUGAUUGUGGAUUCGUACAGCCCACAGGACCAGCUGCACCGCUCGGCGUACGAGUGCGAGUCGGACGCCGAGUCUGAAGCGCCGAUCAAGUACCUCGCCUCGCUGCACUUCCUGGCGGGCAACAAGGUGGAUGCAAAACGAAUGGCGCCUCUGCGCGCACCCGAGGCAGCGAGUGGACCAGGCGCCGCGUUCUUUUCCGAAGCGAUUGUGCGCGACGUACCGGCGUUACUUACGCUGCUUGAAGACGUGAGCUUCCAGUCGCACGUCCAGCUGUACGGCUCGCUCGGAUCGGCGCGACUUUCCGCCUCCUCGUCGCAGGCGCUUGCGGCCGUGACGGGAUUGAGCGCCACCAAGACCAACACUUGCACUCGCACCAUUCUGGACUUUGCGACGGCGAGACGCACGCAGCCUGCCGCCAACCUGGCCGUGUUGGGCGACGGCAACAUAGAGAGAUCGCUAUACGACGAUCCGCCCGCGCUUCCCCACGUGGCGACGCGAGUGAAUGCGGGGCUUUGGCACGGCUUGGCUGGCGAGGUGCUGCAGCUCGACGCAGCGCAGCGCAGCUCGGCGCAGCUCAGCGCAUCAUCGUCGUCAUCAACCGCAUCACCGCUGCUCAGCGCUCAGCCAUUUCCACUCGGCAGCGCUUGGACAGCAGCAGUGCACCGACCGCCAGCCAACGGCAACGGCAGCCUCGGCUUGCCAGGCAUCACUAUUUUCGGCCUCGGCCCGCCAAUCUCUUCUUCGUCGCUCAGCCCGCAGCCGCAGCCGCAGCCGCAGCACCAUCUCCAUCUCCAUCCUCAUCCACCCACUCACCCACUCACUCACUCACUCAAUCUGCCAGCCCUCCUUUGCGUCCCUCGGACCUUGAUUCUGCUGCAGGGACUCGCGUCGAGUUUCGUCACCUCCGCAUCUGCACGCUUUUCACCCUUCUCCGCCCGCCCACCUGGCUCCAUAGCCCCUCCCCGGCCUGACCUCAUCGCCCUCACCUGCUCCUCCGACUGCACCUGCACCUCGACCCGCGUUGACUGUCCAGCCCCGGCUUGCACCAUCGUCCACCGCUCCCGACAGACGCCGCUGCCCUGCCGUGCCGUGCCGUGCCGUGCUGCAGUCGUACCACACCGCGCCGUGCCUCACUCACCGACAUCGUCAUCUGACGCUCAUCCCUGGCCCUUGCAUCCAACCCAACCACGCCCCGACCAUCUCGACCCACACUCGCCGCACUGCCUCCUCGUCAUCUCGAGCACCUCGCAGCUGCCUCGGCUUCUUGAUCCGUCUAAGCUUUAA